Molecule: messenger RNA, 792 nt
Organism: Pleurotus ostreatus (oyster mushroom)
Lineage: Eukaryota; Fungi; Basidiomycota; Agaricomycetes; Agaricales; Pleurotaceae
Exons: 2
Coding region: 1-792 (263 amino acids)
Source: RefSeq, a predicted model, not a curated record
AUGGCCACUUCUCUCGCAGGGCUUUCUGCUUCCGUUACACGCAUCCUGUCGUUGACCGGCUUCCCCAAGGAACUGAAGACAAAAGAUAUACAGACAGCAUUCUCGGACUGGGAGGGCGUGAAUGGCGGCUUCAAAAUCAAGUGGAAGGACGACACGAGCCUGUACAUUGUCUUCCAAGACGCUACUGUCGCGAAAAAGGCAUAUCUGCAUACGCUCGCCUUUCCUCCUUCGACCCUUACAUCACCCACUGGAACGGCAGUCAUCCGGCCAUAUGAUGGACCCGAUGCGCAGACCGUUAUCCAGACGGUGAACUCGCGCGGACAUAAUUCAAAUCCCUCGCGCAGCCACACAGCGCGCGCCGCUUCUAUAUCCGUCCUACCGAACGCUCGUGGUUUAAACCAACCCCACAAUGUCCGGACUCAUAACAUCAACGCUUCGCAAUAUGUUACCAUCGCGGAACAUAGUACCGCCAAUGGUCGCGAACCAUCGCCGACGCUUCCAUCACUCCCAUCACAACCGACCCUCAAUUCAUUGAUCAGCUCUUCGCUAGGCGACGGCGUCACGCUGGGGUCUAACUCUCUCCCUAGUGAUCCUGCGAUUGUCGCGUCUAGCAUGCAUUCGUCGGAAAGCGCGCCCAGGAUUGGUGAUCCUGGAAAAAGGAUGUUGGGUGCGGCGCUGGGCGUACGGCACCCUGCUCUCGGUCCCCGUGUCCUUAGCACUGGCGGACGUGACAGCCCCCAAGCCAUGAACCACAUUCAGAGGGCGAUGGAGAGCCUGGUUGUUGCUGAGUAA